AUGGACCCGAGGGAGCCGGGGCAGCCGGGGGAGCCGGGCUGGGAGCCGGGCUGGGAGCCGGGCGAGCCGGGCUGGGCGCGGGGCGGGCCGGCCCUGGGCGGGCGGGGGCUGCUGGCCCUGGCCGUGGCCAGCGGGGCGGCCGCCUGGGCCACCUGGGCGCUCGUGCUGAUGCCCGGCUUUCGCCGCGUCCCCCUGCGGCUGCAGGUGCCCUACCAGCCCUCCAGCCCCCGGCAAGUGGCCAACGCCCUGGCACUGCUGCGGGGACGCGCGGGGAAGACGGUGGAUCUGGGAUCGGGAGAUGGACGGCUCGUGGUCGAGGCUUACAAGCAGGGCCUGAGGCCAGCCCUGGGCUAUGAGCUCAAUCCCUGGCUACUGUGUCUCGCCAACUACCGUGCCUGGAGGGCCGGGUACCACGGGAAGGUCUCCUUCUUGAAGGAAGAUCUGUGGAAGGUGGAUCUUUCCGACUGCAACAAUGUGAUCGUGUUCCUGGCCCCCAGCGUGAAACCUCCCUUGGCCACGAAGCUCCUGGCAGAACUCCCCGACGGGGCCCGGGUGGUGUCUGGACGCUUCCCCUUCCCGUCCUGGACUCCCAGCAGCACCCUGGGGCAGGGGCUGGAGCAGGUCUGGGCCUAUGACAUGAAGGAGGUGCGUCGAGCAGCGCAGAGCAGCGCCCAGGGGAGCCCAGUCUGACAGCAGCCUUGUUAAGCUCAGUCUAACACCAGCCUCGUUGAGCCUGGCAUUAAGGGUCAGAGCCUCUCCAGCCCUAGGCUCAGCUCAGGACAGCAGUGCUUGGCCAGGAUUUGUCCUGGGGACUUGCAGGGUGGCAGUCACUCAGUUUUCCAAAGAGUUUAGGAGAAGCAAGGGAGGAGAAAAUCAGACCCAGAAGUCCUGGGAUUAACACAAGAUUAAGGACUAAAGCUCCAGUGCCUCCUUCUGUAUGUUUACUACUUUAUUUAAUUUUUCAAAAUAAAUAUUUGGUUGGUUGUUCC
Molecule: messenger RNA, 989 nt
Organism: Chiroxiphia lanceolata (lance-tailed manakin)
Lineage: Eukaryota; Metazoa; Chordata; Aves; Passeriformes; Pipridae
Gene: ANTKMT
Product: adenine nucleotide translocase lysine methyltransferase
Exons: 5
Coding region: 1-690 (229 amino acids)
Biological process (GO): positive regulation of proton-transporting ATP synthase activity, rotational mechanism; regulation of mitochondrial ATP synthesis coupled proton transport; peptidyl-lysine trimethylation
Cellular component (GO): mitochondrion
Molecular function (GO): protein-lysine N-methyltransferase activity
Source: RefSeq, a predicted model, not a curated record